Molecule: messenger RNA, 6742 nt
Organism: Fukomys damarensis (Damara mole-rat)
Lineage: Eukaryota; Metazoa; Chordata; Mammalia; Rodentia; Bathyergidae
Gene: Col24a1
Product: collagen type XXIV alpha 1 chain
Exons: 61
Coding region: 244-5388 (1714 amino acids)
Molecular function (GO): extracellular matrix structural constituent
Source: RefSeq, a predicted model, not a curated record
AGGUGUGCACUGUUUGCUGAUGUCAUUGCAAGUCAGAGCGCGGUGAAAUUUAACACCGGCCGGAUUUGCUCGGCUCCUCUUCUUCCAGGCGAGGCAGCCGGCGGCAGUCAACGCCGAGCGUCUGCAGUCGCCACCGGCCCCCUCGCACCGACCCGACUUCCGAAGUGGUACCUGCACCCUUAACAGUUGGGAGUUGGCUUCUGUUUUCCGUGAGCGCUUUGCUGCACGGACAAAUGCAUACAAAUGCAUUUAGGAGCCCACAGGACAAGGCGUGGAAAGGUCUCCCCCACCGCAAAAACGAAACUACUUCCUCAUUUCAUUGUGCUAUGUAUGGCUUGGAUUACUGUUCACGCACAAGAACAAGGCAUAGACAUUCUUCAUCAACUAGGCCUUGGAGGCAAAGACGUACGACACUCAUCAUCAGUGACUGCUGUACCAUCGUCAUCUACACCAUUACCUCAGGGGGUCUAUUUAACAGAAUCAGGCGUCAUUUUAAAAGAUGAUGCAUACAUUGAGUCACCUCUCCCGAAAAUUUUACCAGUCAAUUUAGCACGGCCAUUUACAAUAUUAAUUGCACUACAGUCACAUAAAGUGAAUAAUGCAUUUUUCUUCAGUGUUAGAAAUAAAAAUAGACUGCAAUUAGGGGUCCAAUUACUACCUAAGAAGUUAAUAGUAUACAUUGGAGGAAAGCAGUCUGUUUCUUUCAACUACAGCGCUCACGAUGAGCAAUGGCACACCUUCGCCAUUACUGUUGGAAAUCAAGUUGUCUCAAUGUUUAAUGAGUGUGGAAAAAAGUAUUUUAGCAGAGAGACUGUUUCAGAAGUUCACACAUUUGAUCCUAACAGUGUGUUUACCUUAGGAAGUAUGCAUAACAAUUCUGUCCAUUUUGAAGGAAUAGUAUGUCAGCUGGAUAUUAUUCCUUCUGCAGAAGCAUCUGUGGACUACUGCAGAUUUGUCAAACAGCGGUGUCACCGAGCAGUUCAAUACCAACCUGAAGCAAACUUUCCUUGCACAACUAUCAUACCAAGUAAGCGACUGAAACACUCUUCCCUGCCCAAACAGUUGGGAGAAAAAGUACUGUCAGAGAAUGCAUUCACUGAAGAAGGCAAAAACAUCCCAAAUAUCAUUACUAAUGAUUCUACAACAGAGCAUAAAAGACCAGAAGACCAGAUAUUAAGACCUCAGUUAACUUCUCUUCUUUCAGGAAAUGUCUCUGCUCCGGAUCUCAAGAAUUACGGGAUUCAAAACAAAAAAGCCAUCACUGCAGAACAUAGUGAGGUGAAUUUCAACCUGCUGGCCAUCCAUCAUGGCCUCAGAGAGGCAAGAAUGAGUACAGAGGAAAAACUCAGUUCUCUGCUAAACACAUCGAACAAUAUCACAGAACACGAUACAGUGACUGGUCUGUCUCCAUUUAAGAAGAUGUCCACUAUUCUUCCACAUACAAAACAAGAGAAAAUUACUAAUCUCAAGAAGGCUAUCACAGCAAAUCUAUAUACUAAUGAACUCAUGGAAAUGGAACAGAUUUUAAAUACCACCUUGCGUAGAGUGACAGAUGAGCCAUUUGUGGAUAAUCACCUUGACUUAAGGAAGGAGGGUGAACUUUAUCCUGAUGCUACUUAUCUCAUCGAAAAUAGCAAUGAAACCGAGCUUUCUGAUUAUUAUUAUUAUGAGAAUCUUAAUACAGUGCUUGAGAUGGAGUAUCUGAGAGGCCCAAAAGGGGACACCGGACCCCCGGGUCCACCUGGCCCAGCAGGUGUCCCAGGUCCAUCAGGAAAGAGAGGUCCACGGGGUAUACAAGGACCGCAUGGAAAUCCUGGAUUACCUGGACUACCUGGUCCAAAGGGCCCCAAAGGAGAUCCAGGAUUUUCCCCAGAUCAAGCUGUUUCUGGAAGAAAGGGUGACCCAGGCCUUUUCGGAUUGAUGGGACCCCCUGGUUUGCAAGGUGAAAAGGGCCUUAAAGGACAUCCAGGGCCCCCAGGACUCCGUGGUGAACAAGGAAUUCCAGGAUUUGCUGGUAGUAUUGGUUCACCUGGUUACCCUGGCAGGCAGGGAUUAGCUGGACCAGAAGGUAAUCCAGGUCCUAAAGGUGUACGAGGAUUCAUUGGCUCUCCUGGAGAAGCAGGACAAUUGGGACCUGAAGGAGAAAGGGGUAUUCCUGGGAUCCGUGGAAAGACGGGUAUUAAAGGAAGACAGGGCUAUCCAGGUGACUUUGGGGACAGAGGCCCUCCUGGACUUGAUGGCAGUCCCGGACUUGUAGGUGGCAUUGGCCCUCCCGGGUUUCCAGGACUUACAGGCAAUGUUGGCCCUGUGGGACCAGUUGGACCUUCUGGAAUUCCUGGCCCCAUGGGCCUUUCAGGAAGUAAGGGACUACCUGGAAUCAAAGGUGAUAAGGGGGAACAAGGCAGCAUAGGAGAGCAAGGAGAACCAGGAUAUCCUGGAGACAAGGGCACUGUUGGUUUGCCAGGACCACCAGGGAUAAGAGGAAAGCCAGGAACUUCAGGUCAACCAGGUGACCAAGGAUCCCAGGGGCCAUCUGGCCCUCCAGGACCAGAGGGUUUUCCGGGAGAUAUUGGAAUUCCUGGACAAAAUGGCCCAGAAGGACCAAAGGGACUUCUUGGAAUGAGAGGACCUCCUGGGCCUCCUGGUCUCAAAGGAACUCAGGGAGAAGAAGGACCAAUUGGACCCUUUGGAGAAUUGGGGCCAAGAGGAAAACCAGGACAAAAGGGGUACACAGGUGAACCAGGACCAGAAGGCUUAAAGGGAGAAGUAGGAGAUCAAGGAGAUAUUGGGAAAAUUGGCGAAAUAGGACCCAUUGGCUCACUUGGAGAAGUUGGGAUAACUGGAAGCAUUGGAGAAAAGGGAGAUCGUGGAAGUCCAGGGUCCCUGGGUCUGCAGGGAGAGAAGGGUAUUAUGGGAUAUCCAGGUCUUCCUGGGGUUCCAGGACCUGUGGGACUAUUGGGAUUACCUGGUCAUGUGGGGGCCAGAGGACCACCUGGGAGUCCAGGUCCUAAAGGACAAAGAGGACCAAGAGGACCAGAUGGUCUCCCAGGGGAACAAGGUAUACAAGGUGCCAAGGGUGAAAAAGGAAAUAAAGGAAAAAGAGGCUCUCAUGGUAUCGUGGGUAAGACUGGAAACCCUGGAGAGAGAGGAGUUGAAGGAAAACCAGGUAUACAGGGAUCCCCUGGCAGUACAGGAGACAGGGGACUUGCAGGAGAACCGGGACCACGAGGACUUCAAGGUGAUGCUGGACCUCCUGGAGACAUGGGCGCUGAGGGACCUCCAGGCACUGAGGGAGAAUCUGGUCUGCAAGGUGAACCAGGUGUUAAGGGAGAUGUUGGACCUAUGGGUAGUGCUGGAGGAGCUGGGGAACCAGGAUUACGAGGUGAACCAGGAGCUUCUGGAGAAGAAGGCAUCCAAGGAAAAGAUGGACUAAAGGGAACCCCAGGAGAAAGAGGACAGCUUGGAGAGGAUGGAGAAAAAGGAGAGAUGGGCUUACCAGGAACUACAGGGCCCUUAGGUAGACCAGGUCAAAUGGGCCUUCCAGGACCAGAAGGAAUUUUGGGGACUCCAGGACAAAGAGGUCGUCCAGGAAAAAAGGGUGAUAAAGGACAAACAGGACCCAUGGGAGAAAUUGGAAGCAGAGGUGCUCCUGGACAAAUUGGGGAAAGUGGUCCUAAGGGUGCCAGAGGAACUAGAGGUGCUGUGGGUCCUUUGGGAUUGAUGGGACCUGAUGGAGAACCAGGAAUUCCAGGAUAUACGGGCCAUCAAGGUCAACCAGGACUCUCUGGGUUGCCAGGACCUAAAGGAGAAAAGGGUUACCCAGGAGAAGACAGCACAGUCCUAGGACCACCAGGGCCUCGAGGUGAUCCAGGUCCAAAAGGGGAACAAGGAGAGAGAGGAGACUCUGGAGCAGAAGGAUAUAAGGGUCAUGUGGGUGUACCAGGACUAAGAGGUGCUACUGGACAGCAAGGGCCCCCAGGAGAACCAGGUGACCAAGGUGAACAAGGAGUAAAGGGAGAGAAAGGAUCUGAAGGCACUAAGGGGAAAAAAGGAGCUUCUGGUCUUUCUGGGAAACCUGGCAUUCCUGGACUUCCAGGCCUUCCUGGGCCAAAAGGCAAGCAAGGAUACCAUGGAGCAGAUGGCAUUUCAGGAAAUCCUGGAAACGUUGGGCUACCGGGAAAACAGGGACUUCCUGGCAUCAGAGGCAGCCCAGGAAGAACAGGACUUGUGGGAACUCCAGGUCCUCGAGGAGCAAAGGGCUCAUCAGGCCUUCCAGGAAGCCCUGGAGCUCUAGGCCCAAAGGGUGAACAAGGACUACCUGGUCAACCUGGAAUUCAAGGUAAAAGAGGUCACCAAGGAGCACAAGGUGAUCAAGGACCACAUGGAGAGCCUGGUCUGAAAGGGCUGCCUGGAGAACACGGUGAUCGAGGUUUGACAGGUUUCCAAGGAUUUCCAGGCCCCAAAGGGCCUGAAGGGAAUGCUGGUUUUGUUGGAAUAUCAGGUCCUAAAGGUCCUAUUGGGCAAAGAGGAAACACUGGCCCUCUUGGCAGAGAAGGUAUAAUAGGCCCAACAGGUAGAACUGGUCCCAGAGGCGAAAAAGGCUUUAGAGGAGAACCUGGUCCCCAAGGACCAAGAGGGCAACCAGGGCCUCCAGGUCCGCCUGGAGCACCCGGUCCAAAAAAACAAAUGGAUAUCAAUGCUGCUAUUCAAGCCUUGAUUGAAUCAAAUACUGCCCUACAGAUGGAGAGGUACCAGAAUACUGAAGUGACUUUAAUCGACCACAGUGCAGAGAUAUUCAAAACUCUGAACUACCUUAGUAAUUUACUGCACAGCAUCAGGAAUCCUCUUGGCACACGAGAUAACCCAGCACGAAUCUGCAAAGAUUUGCUCAACUGUGAACACAAAGUAUCAGAUGGAAAAUACUGGAUUGAUCCAAAUCUUGGAUGCCCUUCAGAUGCCAUUGAAGUUUUCUGCAAUUUUAGUGCUGGUGGCCAGACAUGUUUAUCUCCUGUUUCUGUGACAAAGCUGGAGUUUGGAGUUGAGAAAGUCCAGAUGAACUUCCUUCAUUUACUGAGCUCAGAAGCUACCCAUGUCAUCACCAUUCACUGUCUGAACACCCCAAGGUGGACAAGUGAACAAACAAGUGGCCCAGGAUUGCCUGUUGCUUUCAAAGGAUGGAACGGUCAGAUUUUUGAAGAAAACACUCUACUUGAACCUGAAGUGCUUUUAGAUGACUGCAAGAUUCAGGAUGGCAGCUGGCAUAAGGCAAAAUUCCUUUUUCACACCCCUAACCCUAAUCAACUUCCAGUGAUCGAAGUACAAAAACUUCCUCAUCUCAAAACUGAACGAAAGUAUUACAUUGAAAGCAGUUCCGUAUGCUUUCUCUAAAGUCUUUGGAUUAGUUGAAAUUUCAUGCUGUUGGUCAUGAUUGCUGCAAAGGAAAAAAAAAGUACAGACAGAAAAAUACUGUCAUUUUGAAAUGCAUGGAAUAAAGACAUUGGCUAAAGCUUAAAGAAUCUCAGGAAGAAAAGACUUCCUCCUGAAAAGGAGAAAAGGCAUUUUUAAAGGACUCUCAUUGAUAAAGUAUUUAAUUCUUUUAAAAAGUUUAUUGAUUUGAGUUUUGUUAGAUAAUUCCCUAGAAGUAAAAAUUUAUAAACAUGGAAUUCUUCAGGAUACCCUUUAUUUUCUGACUGAGAACAAAGUACCCAUUAGACAGCUGGAGAUGCAGAGCACCGUGGGGCAGUACUGGCUAAUGCUCCCAAGUGUGCAAUGCUUCUGUCUAAAAAUUGCAAGCCGCAGUCUAAUAUGUCUUAUUUUCACAAACACUAAGCUGUAUUCAGGUCCCCAGUGGGCAUAUACAUCUUAGCUGGUGGUACACUACCUCUUAUAUGUUGCCUUUUUGUGUUGCUUGGUGCUCUUUCUAAAACAUGGUGCUUGUGGCUUUUGUAGACUAUUUUAUUUCUUUUUUCAUCUUUGUCAUUAAGAGUGUAUGUACUGGUUACAUCAAGAUAUGUUUUGAUUGUUAGUGCUAAUUUUAAUUUGUUUUGGUCACAUAAUAACAAGUAAAACAAUUAUUUAUAUGAAGUCCUUGUUUAUUUUAAAAUUCUCUUUGUACAUAAAAGUUAAAGCCAGCACAUUGCAACCUGUGCUUGUACACAAGAGAAUUGGGAGAUUUCUUUUUUGUGUUAUUUUUAAAUUGUUGUAAAAAAUAUUUUAGGCCAGCUACUUUUAGUAGUAGGUCUGGGUUAGAGAUUAGGGGUUGAGAUACUGUUUUAAAAAUCCAUGAUCAUCUGAGAUGAUACUUUAUGUAUAUAUAUUGUGUAAAGUUUUAAUUCAGCAAAUCCUCUGAAAUUGCUGCUGUUUUAAAUUAUAAAAACAUAUUUCUGCUUUGUAGAAGUUAUAUGUUUUGUAGUACUCAUUGAUUUUGUUUCACUGUUUUUAACUUUAAUGCUAGGACUUAAAAGAAUUUAUCUUACCAAUUUUUAAAGCAACAUCCAGGAAAAAAAAUUCUGCUACCACUUAAAGUAGGUUUUCCUAGUUCAGCCUCUCCUUGUCAGAGAAAUAUUAGUUCAGUAUUAAAAUAAAAAUAUUAUAUCUCUUACUAUAUAGAAAAGCUUGUUCAUCGAUUAUAAAAAUAUCUGCCACAGAAAACCACACUUACAUAUCUAUAAUAAAUAUGUGCUUUAAGUCAUUUUUGGUGAUAUUUGUUUUUCUUGUUAUUAUCUGAAUGCUUGCAUGUUUA